UGAUGAUGAGGAGGAAGCAGAGGAAGCCCCGACUGAGGAAAAUGGGGUGACUAAGAAGGGCAAGGCUGCCGAGAAACGUCCGAAAGACAGCCUACCUGAUUUCCAUGACUCCGACCCGGAAAUCGCUUCGGAUAGCGAAGAUGACGAGGAAGUAGAAGCGGAUGAUAUUUCCAUGUCCGAAGACGGCGACAGUGAAGACGAUUUCGCAACUAA
Messenger RNA from Dibothriocephalus latus, 213 nucleotides. The record is from the annotation of a GenBank genome assembly. NCBI's taxonomy places the organism in Eukaryota, Metazoa, Platyhelminthes, Cestoda, Diphyllobothriidea, Diphyllobothriidae.